Molecule: messenger RNA, 900 nt
Organism: Magnolia sinica
Lineage: Eukaryota; Viridiplantae; Streptophyta; Magnoliopsida; Magnoliales; Magnoliaceae
Exons: 3
Coding region: 120-623 (167 amino acids)
Source: RefSeq, a predicted model, not a curated record
UCUAAUAGGAAAGAAUAUUAUCGAUAGCUGGCAGUGAUCCUUCCAGUAAGCACAAGGAUUUAGACCACGACCCAGUUUCACAGGUUUGUGGUCGUGAUAGCAGAGGCCGGGUUAGGGGCAUGGGUUUGGGUAUUUCUAAGACUACUAUGAAGGUUGCCACCCCCUACAUCAUAGAAACUCGGUCGGAGAGGAAUGCACGUAUGUCCAUUGAGGCUAAAUUUGAAGCAUUAAUGACUCAAAUGCAAGAAUUUCGUACGAUUGUUGAGCAACAAUUUGCUGAACUUAGGCAACAAAUUACUUAUCAAAGCCAACUACUUCACCGCUCCCCUGAUACAGCUGCAUCUCAGGCCCACCGUCGAUCUGGUGAGCCCUCAAGUAUUCGAGAAGACUCUGCAACAACUCCAUCGAUGGAACAAAUUUGCCAAUUAAGAGAUAUCCGUGGUUGGACUGUUGCUAGUGGGCGGAUGGUGUCAGAUACUACAGGCAUCCCUCCAGAAUGCAUCAGAGUUGUAAUAGAUGAUAUCAAUGUUCGCACAGCAGAGUUGUUUAAUGAUGACAGGACAUUUGAAGAUAUUCAAUUGGGUGAAAUUGUUGUCUGGCCCAAGUUCCUGAUGAGAAUUUGAAUAUUCAGUAGUUUUGUUUUACUUUUUGAACUCUAGGAUAUAUUGUAUGAUGAAAACUUGAUUAUUCACUGAAAUCCUUUUUUGAUCAAGUUGCCUUUUUUAUUUAUUUAAUCUUUAGCAUCCUUUUUAUUAAUUAUGGCUUGUUGUCAUUUGUUUUUUAUUAACCAAGUCACUAAAGGAUUUCAAUUUCAAAUGUAACUGAAGUAUUGAUAGAACGUUAUCUCUUGUUGCAGUACGAGAUGUAACAAGAAUAUACAUUGAUUGUGUAUUUGAAUUU